AUGUAUGAAAGCGAAGUGCUGUGGCGAAGAUGGGCAAGCUACAAUCUAAUCUCCAUCGCUUCUGGCGAAGCUACCUAUCUGGAAUGCCCUAAUAGCGACAGAAGAGAUUUGACCCUUCUAGCAACGGAACUUAUGGAUGCUGGAUUCUGUUCGUGCGUAUGUGCUGAUGCUUGGUUCUUUUUUGCCCGGUCUAGCAAGCCGACUCGACUUUCCGGUCUGGAAGAGGAAAAGGGGCGGAGACAAUUGCUCAAAGACGACCUCUUGUAA
Messenger RNA from Protopolystoma xenopodis, 267 nucleotides. NCBI's taxonomy places the organism in Eukaryota, Metazoa, Platyhelminthes, Monogenea, Polystomatidea, Polystomatidae. The record is from the annotation of a GenBank genome assembly.